Dromaius novaehollandiae (emu) is the source of this 8348-nucleotide messenger RNA. It is a transcript of the gene LATS1, whose product is annotated as large tumor suppressor kinase 1. Gene Ontology annotation, biological process: peptidyl-serine phosphorylation; G1/S transition of mitotic cell cycle; regulation of organ growth. The record is from RefSeq and is a predicted model, not a curated record. Lineage: Eukaryota; Metazoa; Chordata; Aves; Casuariiformes; Dromaiidae. The coding region runs from base 733 to 4158 and encodes 1141 amino acids. Gene Ontology annotation, cellular component: spindle pole. Gene Ontology annotation, molecular function: ATP binding; protein binding; protein serine/threonine kinase activity. The transcript is spliced from 10 exons.
AAGGAGGCUGGGAGCUGCCCAUAUCCGGGAAACCGUCCGCGGCGGAGCCACUGAGAAAAUGGCGGUGCCGAACUGAGGGACCCGUGGUGGCGGCGCUGGCGGGAGGGGGGCGCUGGCGGAGCGACCGAGAAGCCGCUGUCGGCGCUGCUGAGGGCCGCGGCGGUCGUUGCCGUCGUCGCACGGGCGUGGCUGGGCGCCGUACUCACACGCCCGGGCCUGGGGCGCCGCUGCCGCCGCUGCCGCCGCUGCCGCCGCUGCCGCCGCCUUCUCGCCGCAGUUUGACCUGUAGAAGAAAAUAGUUUAUCCUUAUAUUUUGAAAAGGAAGGAAAGGUGAUUUAACUGCUUCAGGAAAAUGGAGAAUGUCAUCAGUGGAAAUACUUGCAUUAACAAACAGAUGUAUCAAGGGCAUUUAACCAUACAGAACUGCAAGGGGGAGUACGCAGCAGUUCCCUCAGGCUUUUGGGACAUGUUAAAAGGAAAAUCUUGUAUAUGGACUUUUUUAACUUCUUUCAUUUGAUACUUGUCUGACACAAGACGGAUCCAACCUGUUUUAUCUAGAUUACCUGCCAGUGAAUAGCUAUUUUGGGUUGUGAGGAAAUUCAACACUGCAGGAACCGCAGCUUGACAGUGAAUAAUAGUCACUGUUUUCACGAGUUCUGAAACUACCAGCUAAUCUUUGUUGGAUUUUUUGUGCACAAGUCCUUGGUGAAGGUUGCAUAUAUACAUGUUUUCAUGAAGAGAAGUGAGAAGCCAGAAGGUUAUAGACAGAUGAGGCCUAAGACUUUUCCUGCCAGUAACUACACUGGCAGUAGCCAGCAGAUGUUGCAAGAAAUACGAGAGAGCCUCAGGAAUUUACCUAAACCCUCCGAUGCUGCUAAAGCUGAUCACAGCAUGGGCAAAAUGUCAUCUGAAGAUCCUAGACAAGGCCGAAAUCCCCCCAAAUUUGUAACGUACCAUAAAGUUUUGCAGGAGAUACGGAACUCACUUCUGCCUUUUGCAAACGAAACCACGUCAGCAGUCAAAGGAACAUCAGAAGUUAAUCGACAAAUGCUGCAAGAUUUACAAGCUGCUGGCUUUGAUGAGGAUAUGGUUGUACAAGCUCUUAGGCAAACUAACAACCGUAGUAUAGAAGCAGCAAUUGAAUUUAUUAGUAAAAUGAGCUACCAGGAUCCUCGUCGGGAACAGAUGGUUGCAGCAGCAGCAAGACCUGUUAACGCAGGUAUGAAACCACCAGGAGGGACUGUGCAGCAAUCAGUUCAUCGCAGACAGAGCUGGAAAGGUUCUAAGGAGUCCUUGGUUCCUCAGAGACAUGGCCCUUCCCUGGGAGAGGGUGUAGUUUAUCGCUCAGAAAGUCCCAGUUCUCAGCCUGAUGUAGGAAGGCCAUUAUCUGGAUCUGGCAUAGCAACAUUUGCUCAGGCUCAUCCUGGCAAUGGACAAAGAGUGAAUCCACCACCUCUACCGCAGAUAAGGAGCGUCACUCCGCCUCCUCCACCUCCUCGAGGACAGACACCCCCUCCAAGAGGAACAACUCCUCCACCUCCUUCCUGGGAACCAAACUCUCAAACAAAACGUUACUCUGGAAGUAUGGAAUAUAUGAUCUCUCGCAUUUCUCCAGUACCACCAGGAGCAUGGCAGGAUGGUUAUCCACCUCCACCGAUGAAUGCGCCGCCCAUAAAUUCUUCUGCACAGGCUCAGAGAGGCAUGAGUGCUGUCCCCAUUGGAAGGCAACCAAUAAUCAUGCAGAGUUCUGCCAACAGCAAAUUUAGCUUUCCCUCAGGAAGAGCUGGAAUGCAAAAUGGCAAUUGCCAGGCAGAAUUCAUAGUUCAUCAGAAUGUUGUAUCUGGGAACUCAGUGAGUCGCCAGCCACCCCCAUAUCCCAUAAAUCCAACUAAUAGACAAAGUCCUACAGCACUACAGAUGCAGGCAGGAGGAUCUGCUCCUCCUUCAGCAUACACCAAUGGAAAUCUUCCUCAGACAAUGAUGGUGCCAAAUAGGAACAGCCACAACAUGGAACUUUAUAAUACAAAUGUAGCUGGAAUACCUGCAUCCUGGUCACAGCCUCCACCUGCACAACCGCAGUCAUCACCUGGCAGUGGGCAUGAAAUCCCUACGUGGCAAACCAAUGUUCCAGUAAGAUCAAAUUCUUUCAACAACCAUCACGGAAAUAGGCAGAGUCACUCUAGCAGUUCUCAGCCUUCAGCUACAACAGUAACAGCUAUAACACCAGCUCCCAUUCAGCAACCAGUAAAAAGUAUGCGUGUGUUAAAGCCAGAGCUACAGACUGCCUUAGCACCAACUCACCCUUCCUGGAUGCCACAACCAGUGCAAACUGUUCAGACCAUUCCGUUCUCUGAGAGUCCAUCUACAAACAUGGCAGUUAUGUCACCUGUUGCAGAGGCUCCAAAUUACCAGGGCCCCCCACCACCUUACCCAAAACACUUGUUACACCAGAAUCCGUCUGUCAAUCCAUAUGAGACAGGGCCCAAGCUCAGCAAAGAGGAGCCACCUAUUUUAUCUAAGGAGGAAGAGAAUGAAAAGAGUUAUGAAUGUGUUGAUUCAACAGAUAAAGAAAAGAAACAAAUAACGACAUCACCUGUUCCUGUUAGAAAAAACAAGAAAGAUGAAGAAAGAAGAGAGUCUCGCAUUCAAAGCUAUUCCCCGCAGGCCUUUAAGUUCUUCAUGGAGCAGCAUGUGGAAAAUAUACUCAAGUCACAUCAGCAGCGUUUGCAUCGGAAAAAACAACUAGAGAAUGAAAUGAUGCGGGUUGGAUUGUCACCAGAAGCCCGAGAUCAAAUGAGGAAAAUGUUGUGCCAGAAGGAGUCUAAUUACAUUCGUCUAAGAAGAGCUAAAAUGGACAAGUCAAUGUUUGUAAAAAUUAAAACCCUGGGAGUUGGGGCAUUUGGAGAAGUCUGCCUAGCAAGAAAAGUGGAUACUAAUGCUUUAUAUGCAACAAAAACUCUGAGAAAGAAAGAUGUAUUGCUUAGGAAUCAAGUUGCUCAUGUUAAAGCUGAGCGGGAUAUCCUUGCAGAAGCUGAUAAUGAAUGGGUGGUUCGUCUGUACUAUUCAUUCCAAGAUAAGGACAAUUUGUACUUUGUAAUGGACUACAUUCCAGGCGGUGAUAUGAUGAGUCUCUUAAUUAGAAUGGGUGUCUUUCCAGAAAAUCUGGCACGGUUCUACACAGCAGAACUGACCUGCGCAGUUGAAAGUGUUCAUAAAAUGGGCUUCAUUCACAGAGAUAUUAAACCUGAUAAUAUUUUGAUAGACCGUGAUGGUCACAUUAAAUUGACAGACUUCGGGCUCUGUACGGGUUUUCGAUGGACCCAUGAUUCAAAAUACUACCAGAGUGGUGAUCAUGCACGUCAAGACAGUAUGGAUUUCAGCAAUGAAUGGGGUGACCCAGCAAACUGCAGAUGUGGAGAUCGGCUGAAGCCACUCGAACGCAGGGCUGCACGUCAGCAUCAGCGCUGUUUGGCUCAUUCCCUUGUUGGCACACCUAAUUAUAUUGCGCCAGAAGUAUUGUUACGAACAGGUUAUACACAGUUGUGUGACUGGUGGAGUGUUGGAGUAAUUCUCUUUGAAAUGUUAGUGGGACAGCCUCCUUUCCUGGCACAAACACCCCUGGAAACACAAAUGAAGGUUAUCAACUGGCAAACUGCUCUUCAUAUUCCACCUCAAGCUAAAUUGACUCCAGAGGCCUCUGACCUUAUUAUUAAGCUCUGCCGAGGGCCAGAAGAUCGUUUAGGCAAAAAUGGUGCAGAUGAAAUAAAAGCUCAUCCAUUUUUUAGAACAAUUGAUUUUUCAAGCGAUCUACGGCGGCAGUCUGCUUUCUACAUUCCCAAAAUUGCUCAUCCUACAGACACAUCAAACUUCGAUCCAGUUGAUCCAGAUAAAUUGUGGAGUGAUGAUGAUAAGGAAGGGAACAUAAAUGAUACACUUAAUGGAUGGUACAAAAAUGGAAAACAUCCUGAACAUGCUUUUUAUGAGUUCACGUUCCGAAGGUUUUUUGAUGACAAUGGCUACCCUUACAACAAUCCAAAGCCCAUUGAAUAUGAAUAUGGUAAACCGCAAAACUCAGAACAGCAGUCAGAUGAUGACAACGAUGAUGAUGAUGAACAGGCAGGUAGAGGGAUUCAAAAUCGUGACCUGGUUUAUGUUUAGUAGAGAAAUAAUAAAAAAAAAUAGGUAAGACAAACUUAUUUUGCAGCUGAGAUUUUUGAAAAAUCUCUUUUAAUAAGAGAAUUGACAAAAGAUUGAUAGGAUGCAUAUAUGCACACUUUUUUUUUUUUUUUUUAACACUAAGACAGUUAUGUCCCCCCCAUGCAUUUUGUUUCCCCAAAAUACAGGGAAAUCCUUCUCAAACAUUAAUUUAUUCCAACAUUGUUAAUCAUUUAAUUUAGAAGAGAGUUGAUGUUUGAUGAAAAAAAUUAUGACCUGAAUUUUAUUAUCAGUUCUCUGUACUCUAAGUACUCAAAAUAGGAAAUAGUGAUUUUUUUUUUCCUGAAGAGAUGCCUGGUAUCUAUUUGUACAUAUACUAAAAAAUUUUAAAAAACCAAAUCUUUGUUCCAGAAUUUUUUAAUGACAGUUCUUCCUUGCAUUGACCAAAUAUAAAACCUACUUUACACUAAUAAAGCUAUCUGAUCUAUUUCUGAAAAAAGGCUGCUGUACCCUACCUUCUCACAAUAUUUAGCCUAGUUAUUUAGAGUGUUGGAAAAACUGAGCCAUCUAUCUGAUGAAAUGUUUGUAGCCACUGCAGUAAUGGCAUAGUUCUCAGCUUUGGAACAAGAAGGCAUCAGUCUUGACUACAGUAUGAUUGUAAAGUGGUAACGCAUUAAAACUAGUCUUCUAUUGAAUGAGUAAUUGAAUUUGAAGUUAAUAACCCUGUAGCAUGUGAGUGGUACUCUUAAAGGAGGAGUAUUCACUCAUGAACAACUUGCUCUUCUCCUGUCAUCAGUUCUGUUAUGAGAGGAGAAGAAGCUGUAGGAAAAAUACUUUUUGAAAUCUUCUAGUUUAAUUUUCUGAUUACACCAUACUGUAAAGUUUGUAAAACUCAGCUGUAGUCAGAAUUUUUAGUUUGAAAAAAUAAAUUUUAGAAUAUUUUCCUUUCUUAUAUGCUUGAGAUAGUAAUGGGAAAAAAUUAAAAAUUAUGGCUUUUGAGACUGUUGUUGAGGAGACCAAUUUCACUUACUUGGCUUACACUUCACUUACACUUCACUUACAGAGAGGAGAAAUAUAAUACACAGUCAAUGUGAGCUGUCAGUUUCUCCCAUUACACUUUCAGUGCUGCUUCUUUCACAGCCCAAUUCAAAACAAAACUAGGAACACACAGCUUUAUCUCCUCUGUUCUGCAUUACUGCAGACAGAAAAAUGCCUUUUGUCAUUUUUCACAGCAGGUGAGCAGGCAUCCCCUUGGUCUCAUGGUGGGAGGGUGAUGAGCCUCCCGAGGUGAUCAGGGGGCAGCCCUCUAAGCAGCUUCCCUGUUGAGAAGACCAGGAGUUACAUGUGGAAGGCAGAAUUACAUUUCUCUGUCUCUCUUCCACUCUCUCUCUUUUUCUCUCCUGCAGCUACCACAGUGGUAAAAAAAGUGCACUAUUUUUAGUUCAAACUUGUAUCUUUCUUUUGAGACAUUACCUUUUUGGAAUUGAAUUCCAAUGACUAAUCUUAAUAAUGUACCUGUAAGCAUUACUGCUUUUUUUUUUUUUAAUUGUUAUUUUGUGCCACUGCACUGGCAUUAUAACUAUCUAAACAUCAUGAAAUUGCUAUUUAUAGCUAUUCUCAUAGCACACACCAGUUACUAGCUUACUUUUCUCACCAGCCUGGUUUAAGAAAUUCAUGUGCUCUUCCAACCCUUUAUUCCCUUUCUGUGCUUCAGUGUCUUUCUGCUGUGCCAGUGCACCUCUCUGUGGUUCUAUGCUAAAUAAUAGAUCCGUGAAAAAAAUGAUUGGUGUUUAGUAUUUGGAGAUUUUUUUCUUGUAGCCUGGCUCAUUUCAGUGAUCCAGUUUCAAGUGUAGCCAAAGAAAUAGUUUAUAUUGGUGUAACUGAGGAGGAAGUGAACUGCAGUACAGAGAGGAGGGAUGGUGGAAACUUCUUAAACAGACUUUGCCACAGGAAAAAAAUGUUUGUGGAUGUUCACCCCUAUACUGUGAAGUGCUUAUCAUCAUGAAAAGACAAUUAUUAAACACUUUGUUUGCUUAAACAGGUAGUUAUUUUCUAUGAUCAAAAUAGAUUGUAGCUUAAAGAAUGACUCAUGUUUUCUCUGCUUGUCCUACUGCUGUUGAAACAAUAGCUUUUAAGAAUUAGUUUAUUUAGCUUAAAUAUUAUAAAAUGGCUGCAGUGUAUAACUACUCCAUUUUAUACAUUAUGUAAAAAAGAUUGUUUUCAAUGUAAAUAAACUUUCAAAGAUUAUCCUCCUUCAUAGUGAGUAUCCCAGUAAAACUGGUCUGCUUGUCCUGGAGUAAAGUAUAAUAUAUUACUGGUUAAAGGUAAUUUAAUCGAACUUGCCUUACCUGUGACCGUUUGUGAGGUUUGCAGAGAAAAUAAUGUCAGUUCUUCAUUAAAUUGUGUGUGAAGCUGCAUUUUUAUCUGAGUAUAUUUCUCCUUUUCCUGCAAUGUAUAAUAUUUGAUAUUAUAUUCCUAACAUUAUAACUGAUCUUUUGGCCCGUACGUGUUUAAAGGGGGGGCAGUCCUCUGAAUGCACCACAGUUCUACAUGAACUAAAAGAAUUGUUUUUAUUAAAAGAAAUAUUUGAGUCUUUUAAACAAGUGUGCAAGUACUGAAAAAUACUAUUUUUUCCAUUCUGAAACAAGUACAGAAAUAAUUCACAUCUUCAGAAUUCAGUAGACACUUCUGGCAUUUUCUGUUACCUAGUGUUAGAAGUUCCAUUGUUCCUUGUUUGAAUUUUUCCAUCUAUAUGCUGCAGUUUUCUAUAUUUCUUUGCAAAAAUGCAGUGUGUUGCAGUUCAAGUCCUUCUCUGAUGGAAGAAAAAAGUUCCAUAUAAAUAAAUGUUGCUCCAGCUCUCCAACAUACUAUGCCGUACCCAUGUUUGGAAUUCCCAUGAGUUUCACAUUUCAUAUAUGUAUUCAGAGGGUGCUUAAAACGUGGGUAUUUCAGUAGUGACCUGUCAUGGGAUUGGUUUGUACCGGCAGUUGAGAAGAGAUGCUCAUACCAGCAGCUGUGAGAUCCUACAGUAAGUUUUAGUUCAGAUUACUUUCACUUUGUAAAGAAUGAAAAUAAAUUUCUCUUGUGUGUGCCCCAUGUAUACAUAUAAUUUGUAUUUAUAAAAUGUUCUAUAAUCAUGUAACUGUACUGUAAAUACUAUUCUGAUAUUCAGUGACAUUAAGUCCUAGGGCAGGCCCUCUUGCUGUGUCUUUUCUAUCUUCAAUUUGUAGUAGAAUAUAUAGAAUGUAUGACCAGAGAGUCACUUUGAGACUGACAUAUCUUCUGCUGUUGCAAAGUGCAAAGCUGUGAGUGGGAGUGUUCUAUUUAGACUCCAUUUAAUAUUAUUUAGCUAACAGGCAGUGCAGUGGGUGGGUUCUUAGAUGCUGCUGCUGUCACCCAAGAUACCAUUAGACUUUGGGUUUCAGAUGUCUUUGGUGUUUCAAAUGAGACCUUUAAUCUGUUUGCUUUAAUUCAACCAAAGCAAAGAGAGAAUAAAUUUGGGUCAAUGUCAUAGUAAUGUUUGAGCGCCUUCAGAUGCUCUUGAUAAAGGCACUAUUCAAGUUUAUAUAUAAAAUAUAUAUAUAUUCUCUGUGUGUGUGUGUGUAUAUGUAUAUAUAAUAUCUUUUUUGUAUUACAAACAUUUUGCUGUCAGAACACUACAAUUUUAUUUAAAAAUUACUUUAGAUUAAGAGAAAGAAUUCCAGCAUUUGUGGACAGUAUAACUGAAUCAUCUUUGCAUAUUCCUGAAUUUUAUCAGCUACUGGUAAUUAGUGACAUUCUUUCUGAGUUUUAUGAAACUGUUCUCAAAAUCAGUUUCUUUAGUAUAACAUCUGCUGGGAUAGUAAAAAAAUACAGUGAGUCUUUAUAACAAAUGAAAUCAAAUUCUCAUUCUGCUAAUCAAAUAUGAAAUGUAAAUUUUAAUUGCCCAAAUGCAUUUGUUUUCUUUCCUCCUCCCUCACCUACCUCUCUCCCAAGUAUCCUUUAUGCUGCAACAGCUUAGUGGUUAACAAAGAACUGGUAUAUGUUUAAUGGCAGAAAUGCUACUGUAGUUAGCUAUCAACUCAUGUUGUUUGUAACCUGUUCUCAAAACUCUACAUUUUGGUGUUCAGGAGCUGAAUUUAUUGUUGUGCUUUCCCUGUCCUCUGCUGCCUCUUGCAUCAAAAUAAUUAAAACUUGUUUAUUUAUUAUGCAUA